Molecule: messenger RNA, 1325 nt
Organism: Zingiber officinale
Lineage: Eukaryota; Viridiplantae; Streptophyta; Magnoliopsida; Zingiberales; Zingiberaceae
Product: transcription factor WRKY19-like
Exons: 2
Coding region: 492-1313 (273 amino acids)
Biological process (GO): regulation of DNA-templated transcription
Cellular component (GO): nucleus
Molecular function (GO): transcription cis-regulatory region binding; DNA-binding transcription factor activity
Source: RefSeq, a predicted model, not a curated record
GAAAAAGUUAGAUUUAUAGGACAGAAACAUUUUAUUAAAAUAAUCGUAAUCAUGCAGAAGUUACUCAAGGACGUCGACGAAGCACUUGUAUUAUCAAGCAUGACUUACUCGACAACGUUGACAAAAGCCAUGGCAAUGGGCCCACCCAACCAAUAAUUCCCCUGCUUACCAUUUCCAAUAUUUGGAAUUAUAUGAUGGACAGUAACAGUGGCAUUUUGCAAUUGAGGGCUUACAAUUUCUAAUAUUAGUGAAUUCUCGUCCACUUUACUUCCCAACUACUCGUGUUGUCUGACAAACCCUCGCCGUUGAAUUCCCACGCUCCUCUUCAUCGCCAAUCAUCUUCCUCUUCGCGGCCGCCCUAUAUAACUCAGCUCGGGAAGCACUUCAAUCGAUCUUUUACUACAGCACAGCACAGCACAGCACAGCGUCGGAAAUUAGAGCUGAUAUAUCCAUUCCCCUGCUUCUUGACAGCUAGCCAGCUAGCUGCAUCCAUGGAGACCAAUACCUGCGCUGCUGCUCUGCUCGCCGAGCUCAGCCAAGCCAAGGAGCUGCUCAAGGAGCUGGAGUUAAAUCUGCAUUGCCUUGACCUCUGCAAGGCUCUAACUCCCAGGAUCGCUUCCUCCAUCCACAACUCAUUUCUCAUGGCCGAAUCCUUCAGCACUAAAGCCGGCCACGAUCAGUCUCUGUUCUCCUCGCUCGCCCUGCGACCUCGCACCUUGACGCCCAGGAGAAGGUACGUUCGUACUUCGCAUGCACGCAGUACUGCCCGCAUGGUCAUGGAAGUACGUAUAAUUUGCAGGAAAUCUCUGUGCUCGUGGAGGCGCCAAGUGAGGGUGAGCUCGGUGGCCGGCGGAGUGGAAGGUCCGGGGGAGGACGACGGCUUCAUCUGGAGGAAGUACGGCCAGAAAGAGAUCCUCGGAGCCAAAUAUCCAAGGGCCUAUUUCCGGUGCGCUCAUCGGGACUCGCACAGUUGCCCGGCAAAGAAGCAGGUGCAGAGAUCGGACAACGACCCGUCGGUCUACGACCUCACCUACCACGACAAUCACACUUGCCUCCAGCAUCCGGGGGAGGAGGAGGAGCAGGGAGGUGCAAAUGCAAUGCAGCGCGACCAAGAACAGAGUACUGCGGCGGCGCAAAAACUUGAAGGAGAGGAGGAAUUUGUGGGGAAGAUUGCGCCUUCCUUUGCGCCCCUGGAGGAGGAGCAGUUUUUCAUUCCUUCGCCGUACCAGUUCGGGGGCUUUGAUGAAGCAGAGGGCAGUUUGCUUCCGAUGGAGUUCGACGGAGACUGGGAGAUCGGCCUUGACAGCAUCUAGGCGGGAGUUGAA